Molecule: messenger RNA, 513 nt
Organism: Camellia sinensis
Lineage: Eukaryota; Viridiplantae; Streptophyta; Magnoliopsida; Ericales; Theaceae
Source: RefSeq, a predicted model, not a curated record
AUGGCCCCAGCAAAUUCCCGGACAACUCUUACAGGUCCCAUGUAUUUGUCAUCCUCCCUCCGAUGCUUCCACUCACAAGGUAUGAUUGGUUCUAGCCUCACGUAUACCCUAAGUCCAACUGGAAAUGCCACCUCCCGCGCCACAUUUCCUGAGUCCGCCUCGCCUUCCUCAAAGGCAUAUUCUAUGGAGGAGAUGGGAUCCGACUCCAUCUCGCUCUCUUCUCCUUUGGACUCUUUAGGGGGAAGGACGACUAAGGGUUCCACAAAAUUUAUUUCCUCAUCAUCUUCCUCGUUCGCCUCUUCCAUCAUAUCUUCUCCCAGCUCCUCCUCCUCUGGUUCAGACUCGAAAACCUCUGCCUAUAUUUCUGGAUCGCUUAGUAAAGGCUCCUUUUCUAGGUCAGAUUCUGGGUCCGAGAGCCAGUCAUCGCUGUGUGGUGGGUUCAACAUCCUACAAAGGAAAUACAACACUAUUACACUCUUGGUAAGGCUUUAUAUCAUAAAUGUUUUUAAUUGA